Messenger RNA from Triticum urartu, 1274 nucleotides. NCBI's taxonomy places the organism in Eukaryota, Viridiplantae, Streptophyta, Magnoliopsida, Poales, Poaceae. The record is from RefSeq and is a predicted model, not a curated record.
CGUUUUCCACCUACGGAGGGAGAAAUCAUCGAAAUAUCCUCAUCCCCUGAAAGGGAACCCGAAAACAGGACGAGAGUGGAUAGGGUGACUAAGGAGGCCAUAAAAAUUAGUAGUGCAUUUUUGAAAGAUAAGAUUACAAAAAGGCGAGAGCAGCAUAAUUGUUAGUUAGGGGUAAGAGGGGACGGGCCCGUAUAGAAAGUCAAUCCUUCUUUUUCCGAUAUGCCGCUCCGCAAGCAAGGAGUGCCACGCACGAGCGGAUCAAAAACUAAGCAAGGGGAAUUUCGUCAUUCCAUGGAAAGCAUGCGAAAUCCUUUGAUCGUUUAUAGAAUCAAAAUAACUAUAUAGUCUUUCUUGUUCCACUUGCAAGGCAAGGAAAAUAAAAUGUCAGUUUCGUUAUUACAACCUUAUUUUUUUAUGUCAAAGACAAAAAGCUACGCGCAAAUUCUCAUUGGAUCUCGGUUGUUCUUAAUAGCGAUGGCUAUUCAUUUAAGUCUUCGGGUAGCACCACCAGAUCUUCAACAAGGUGAAAAUUCUCGUAUUUCAUAUCUACAUGUUCCUGCGGCUCGGAUGAGUAUAGUUAUUUAUAUCGCGACAGCUAUAAACAGUUCCUUGUUCCCAUUAACAAAACAUCCCCUUUUUCUUCACUCUUCCGGAACCGGUACAGAAGUUGGUGCUUUUUCUACUUUGUUUACGUUAGUGACUGGGGGGUUUCAGGGAAGGCCUAUGUGGUGUACCUUUCAGGUGUGGAAUUCUCGUUUAACUUUUGUAUUCAUCGUGUUCCUUAUUUACUUGGGUGCACUGCAUUUUCAAAAGCUUCCUGUCGAACCGGCUCCUAUUUCAAUCCGUGUUGGACCGAUCGAUAUACCAAUAAUAAAGUCUCCAGUCAACUGGUGGAAUACAUCGCAUCAACCUGGGAGCAUUAGCCGAUCUGGUACAUCAAUACAUGUUCCUAUGCCCAUUCCAAUCUUGUCUAACUUUGCUAACCUCCCGUUCUCUACCUGUAUCUUGUUCGUUCUGGAAACACGUCUUCCUAUUCCAUCUUUUCCCGAAUCUCCCUUAACGGAAGAAAUAGAAGCUUGAGAAGGAAUACCACUAAAAACCUAGUUCGCUCUCAAAUAAAAACCUAGUUCACUCGCUAAAGCAUCCAUGGCUGAAUGGUGAAAGCGCCCACCAACCUAGAAAGGCAAAAUGGGUCAAAAAGUAGGUUCGAUUCCUGCCGGAUGCACUGCCUCUUAAAGACAGAAACAGAGGAGGGAAAGAAGGUAGUAUAGGGA